Molecule: messenger RNA, 2837 nt
Organism: Aethalodelphis obliquidens (Pacific white-sided dolphin)
Lineage: Eukaryota; Metazoa; Chordata; Mammalia; Artiodactyla; Delphinidae
Gene: ZNG1A
Product: Zn regulated GTPase metalloprotein activator 1A
Exons: 15
Coding region: 68-1222 (384 amino acids)
Cellular component (GO): cytoplasm
Source: RefSeq, a predicted model, not a curated record
GCUGCGGGCCGGCGUCUUGAUUCCAGGUGGUUCUCUUAGGUAGAGGUGUGCUGUGCUGUUUGCCAGGAUGUUUCAUGGUAUUGGCUCUGCGGAUGGGGAAGAGGAGCAGGCGGAGGAGGAUUGUCCUGAAUUGGUCCCCAUUAAGACGAAGCAAAGAGAGGAGAAGGAGGAAACGUCUGGUCCCGGCGCUAAGAUCCCAGUCACAAUUAUCACCGGGUAUUUAGGUGCUGGGAAGACAACACUUCUGAACUAUAUUUUGACAGAGCAACAUAGUAAAAGAAUAGCAGUGAUUUUAAAUGAAUUCGGGGAAGGAAGUGCGUUGGAGAAAUCCUUAGCUGUCAGCCAAGGUGGAGAACUCUAUGAAGAAUGGCUGGAACUUAGAAACGGUUGCCUCUGCUGUUCCGUAAAGGACAGUGGCCUUAAAGCUAUUGAGAAUUUGAUGCAGAAGAAAGGGAAAUUUGAUUACAUACUGUUAGAGACCACUGGAUUAGCAGAUCCUGGUGCUGUAGCUUCUAUGUUUUGGGUUGAUGCUGAAUUAGGGGUUGAUAUUUAUCUUGAUGGUAUCAUAACUGUUGUGGAUUCAAAAUAUGGAUUAAAUCAUUUAGCAGAAGAAAAACCUGAUGGCCUUAUCAAUGAAGCUUCUAGGCAAGUUGCUUUGGCGGAUAUCAUCAUCCUCAAUAAAACAGACUUGGUUUCAGAAGAGGAUUUAAACAAAUUAAGAACAACUGUUAGAUCAACAAAUGGACUGGGAAAAAUUUUAGAAACACAAAAAUCAAGAGUUGAUCUCUCAAGUAUAUUAGAUCUUCAUGCCUUUGACAGUCUCUCUGGAAUAAGUUUGCAGAGAAAACUUCAGAGUGUGCCAACAACACAACCUCACCUUGAUCAGAGUAUUAUUACAGUCACAUUCGAAGUACCAGGAAAUGCAAAGGAAGAAAGUCUAAAUGUCUAUAUUCAGAAUCUUCUGUGGGAAAAGAAUGUGAGAAACAGGGAUGACGACUGCAUGGAGGUCAUACGACUAAAGGGGCUGGUGUCGAUCAAAGACAAACCACAACAAGUGAUUGUCCAGGGCGUCCAUGAGCUGUAUGAUCUGGAGGAGACACCAGUGAGCUGGGAACAUGACAGUGAGAGAACAAAUCGACUGGUCUUUAUUGGCAGGAAUUUAGAUAAGGAUAUUCUUAAACAACUAUUUAUAGCUACUGUGACUGAAACAGAAAAUCAAUGAACAACACAUUUCAAAGAAGAUCAAGUUUGUCCAUAACACUAGAAGCAUCACCAAAAGGAUUGGAUGAUAAAAUUGGGAAUAAGUUUCCUAUUGGAUGUAUUUCAAGCAUCUAUUCUUUGCAUUACUUCUCUUACGAAUUCCAGUGUAAACUUUAAAAUAGUAUUUAUUUUAUAGAAUACAUACAACAUAGUAAAUCAGUAUUAUAAAACAUUUGAUAUUCAUACAAUAAAAUACACUGUCCUCUGACUUUUUUUUGUGGACAGAUGAUUUAUAAACAUAUCUUGCAGAAUUGGCUUUGGAGUUUACAUAUGCUGAAUUUCUCACUCAUGGAAGUUAUAAUAAUAAUAAUGGGAAAACUUACUUCAACAUUGUCAUUUUCCCUUAGAACUUCAGCUGAUUGCGUGGAUGUAAUUUUAUUGUUAAUAACAAAAAUUUUUAAAAACAAUGUCACCAUUUUUAUUAAAGGAAAUAAAGGGUUUACAGUGGUAGAGACUUAUAAGUGGAAGAAACCUAAAUCAAAGAAAUUAACUGAAACUUUCUCUUAUUCUUAGUCAGAUUCUAAGCCUUACUGGUAGUCAGUGUAAUGGAACUUCAGCCAUUCACUUUGUAAUAUAUUUCAAAGAUUUCAAUUGUAGAGUUUUUAAUUUUAGAGUAGAUUUUAGUUUUAAAGUAGAUUUUACUACUGGUAUUAAAUUCAUCUUUUUUUUUUAAACUUCUUUAUUUUUCAAUAGAAACUAAAAAGUGACAAGGUAUAAAACUUCAGAUGUAAAUGCGUUUAACUUUUGAUAAUUUAACAAUCUUUAUAUAAAUGGUAGGCGUGUAAGUAUACAAUGGAUUACUUUUCUCUUCUUCCUGCUAAAGGCCAGGUCAGCUUAACUAUAUUCAGAUUGUAAGAGAAAGGCAUUAAAUGGAAUUUAAAGAAGAGUUAAUGGUUGUUAAAUAUCAGAAGGCUGUCAGAAUGGCUUUUGGAAUAUUUUUUCAGAACUUUAAGUCAAAAUUACAUCUAUGUAUCUUGAAUGGUUCCAGUAGUUGGAGGCAGGCUAAUUGAUUAGAUUAUCUAUCUCCCGUCCCCUGUGUUCUGUACCUUUUUAAUAUAACUUCUUUAUGUUCAUCCAUUUGCCUCCUGAAUCUAUUCUCUUAACUUGUGGUUAAGAGAAUACGAUUAUUUUGUGGCAGCCAAUUGCCUGAUAGAAAGUCAGCUGAUUUUUGAGUCAGAUCUUUAAUUCUAGGGCUUUAAUUCCAGCUCUGCUGCUUCUUGGCUGUAUAAUCUUGGGCAAAGUAUUUCUCUGAGAUUAGUUUUCUUACUUUAAAGUGGACAGUGAUAAUAUCAAACAUUCAAGCUUGUUGUGAGGGUUAAAUAGGUUUGUAAUACACCCAGCUCAGCUCUUGGCCCGCAACAGAGCAUAGAUAAAUGUUUUCUCCUUCCUAACAAUUUCAAUUUGUUUUAUAAUUAACGUAGUCAUGAUAAUACUUCAUAAUGUUCAUUGGCAAAUAAUAAGUAUUUAGAUUCAUCUGUUCUAGGCCAUGAGAAAGGGCUUAUAAUUAAUGGUACUGUUGUGGGAGACAUGUUUGAAGUAAUAUUAAUCUAAACUCUUAAAAAUCUGUUUUAAACUGA